GUUGAGUGGGUCGAUGGUGUCCAGCCCAUGCAAAUGAAAAUGCAGAUGCUGCUUCCACUGGUUACCACCACGGUGCUCCUCUCGAUCCCAGCAUGGCAGCCGUUGGCUGCAGCGCCGGCGUGCCAGCGGCAGUGCGGCGGGGUGGACAUCCCGUACCCCUUCGGCAUCGGCCGCGGCUGCUUCCUGGAUACGGGGGACGGGACCUUCGAGGUCACCUGCCGCAAAACCACCGCUUCUGACGGCGGCGGUGGCGGCGCCCGGCCCUUCGCCGGCGGCUUCGAGGUGCUCGGCAUUGACCCGGGCCGGAACAAGAUACGCAUCCGCAGCCCGGUCAGCUCGUGGUGCUACGACGGCGCGAGGCGAGUCAUGGGCGCGCCGGACACGUGGUCCUUCAACUCGACGGCGCUCCGCGUCUCCGACGCGGACAACAAGCUCGCCGUCGUCGGGUGCAGCGCGCUCGCCUACAUCGGGUCGCAGGACGGCGCCGUCCAGAACCGAUAUGUGGUCGGGUGCCACGCCGAGUGCGCCAGCGCGGCGUCGCUGUCCGACGGCCCGUGCAACGGCACGGGAUGCUGCCUGACGCCGGUGCCCCCGGGGAUCAGCUCCUUCGACGUGGCCUUCGACGACGCCUACAACAAUUCCGCUGUCGCCGGCUUCAGCCCGUGCAGCUACGCCGUGCUGGUCGAGGCGGCGGCGUUCGAGUUCCGGGCGACCUACGUCACCACCGGCGCGCUCAGGGACGCGGCCGGCGUUCAGGUGUCGGCGGUGCUGGACUGGGCGGUGAGCAACCAGACGUGCCGGGAUGCUUUGCGGAAGAAGACGGGCGCGUACGCCUGCGCCAGUGCCAACAGCGAGUGCGUCGACGCCAAGAACGGCCCGGGCUACCUCUGUAACUGCUCCAAAGGGUACCAAGGAAACCCUUACAUCAUCCAGGGCUGCGAAGAUAUUAACGAGUGUGAGGAGAAGGCGUCGUACCCAUGUGCCAUUCGUGGUUCCUGUAUCAACACGAUCGGAGGUUACAAAUGCCCAUGCCCUGCACAAAAGCGAGGCUAUUCUGAUGGAACAUGCGAAGCGGAUAAAUCUAUAUCUAAAUUGCAAGUCGCAAUAGGUUUUAGCAUCGGCGUAGUUAUGCUGGCACUGGGCAUAACCUGCACCUACGCCAUCCAAGAGAAGCGGCGGGUAGCCGUCGUCAAGACGCGGCACUUCCGGCAGCACGGCGGCCAGCGGCUGUUCGAGGAGAUGAAGAAGUCCAACAAGCAGGGGAUCUCCUUCACCCUCUUCACCAGGCAGGAGCUGCAGGAGGCCACUGGCAACUUCGACGAGCGGCACGUGCUGGGCAAGGGCGGCAACGGCACCGUGUACCGUGGCACGCUCCAGGACGGCACGGCGGUGGCGAUCAAGCGGUGCAGGAUCGCCGGCGAAGACGAGCGGCAGCAGCGGGAGUUCGGCAUGGAGACGCUCAUCCUCUCCCAGAUCAACCACAAGAACAUCGUGAAACUCUAUGGGUGUUGCCUCGAGGUGGAGGUGCCCAUGCUCGUCUACCAAUUUAUCCCCAACGGCACCCUCUACCAGCUCAUCCACGGCGGCGCCGCCGUCGUGCCGUUCGCGGUGCGCCUGAGGAUCGCGCACGAGACGGCCGAGGCGCUGGCGUACCUGCACUCCAUGGCGUCGCCGCCGAUCAUCCACGGCGACGUCAAGUCCCCCAACAUCCUCCUCGACGAGAACUACUGCGCCAAGGUGUCCGACUUCGGGGCGUCGGCUCUGGCGCCGGCGCCGACGGAUGAGGCGCACCUAGUGACGUUCGUGCAGGGGACAUGCGGGUACCUGGACCCGGAGUACAUGCAGACGUGCCGGCUGACGGAGAAGAGCGACGUGUACAGCUUCGGCGUCGUGCUCCUGGAGCUGCUCACGUCGCGGAAGGCACUGAACCUCGCCGCCCCCGACGACGAGAAGAGCGUCGUGGCGAGCUUCCUGACGGCGGCGAGGGAUGGCAGGCUGGACGGCCUGCUGGACGCGCGGAUCAAGAGCGAGGUGAGGGUGGAGACGCUGGAGCAGGUGGCCAAGCUCGCGAAGCUGUGCCUGGAGAUGUCCGGCGAGAAGAGGCCCUCCAUGCGAGAGGUCGCCGAGGAGCUUGACGGGAUCAGGAAGGCGUCGUCACAGAAUCCAUGCUUGUUAGGUGAAGGUGAAGAAGCUCUGUCACACUACUAUGUUGUGGAUGUGUGUGACAGGUCAGAGUGAUCAGACCUACUCCUUAAUCGCUGGUUGGAAUAGGAAGGUGAUGGGGUUGGAGAUUCUUGAUUAGAUCACCAAACAUGUGCUGUGAUGUACAUUACGUGGUAGCUUACUUACUAGUAUUAGGAUGGUAAAACAGGUUUGACAAAUGCACAGCACAGUGAUAACGACAUACACUUUCGUC
Molecule: messenger RNA, 2416 nt
Organism: Hordeum vulgare subsp. vulgare (domesticated barley)
Lineage: Eukaryota; Viridiplantae; Streptophyta; Magnoliopsida; Poales; Poaceae
Product: wall-associated receptor kinase 2-like
Exons: 3
Coding region: 28-2238 (736 amino acids)
Biological process (GO): protein phosphorylation; cell surface receptor signaling pathway
Cellular component (GO): plasma membrane
Molecular function (GO): protein serine/threonine kinase activity; calcium ion binding; ATP binding
Source: RefSeq, a predicted model, not a curated record